This is a messenger RNA of Boleophthalmus pectinirostris (great blue-spotted mudskipper), 3693 nucleotides long. It is a transcript of the gene wdr35, whose product is annotated as WD repeat domain 35. The coding region runs from base 121 to 3495 and encodes 1124 amino acids. Gene Ontology annotation, cellular component: non-motile cilium; intraciliary transport particle A. Gene Ontology annotation, biological process: non-motile cilium assembly; protein localization to cilium; intraciliary retrograde transport. Lineage: Eukaryota; Metazoa; Chordata; Actinopteri; Gobiiformes; Gobiidae. Gene Ontology annotation, molecular function: protein binding. The transcript is spliced from 27 exons. The record is from RefSeq and is a predicted model, not a curated record.
AACAAAGACCAAGGUUUCAUUGCUUGUGGAGGAGAUGAUGGGCUUCUCAGAGUCGUCAAGUUAGACAGUCAAACAGAUGAUGCCAGGCUCAAAGGUCUUGCUGCACCCAGUAAUCUGUCCAUGAACCAAGGUUUAGAUGGGCACAGUGGUGCUGUACAAGUGGUUACAUGGAAUGAACAAUAUGAGAAACUGACCACCAGUGACCAGAAUGGCCUCAUCAUUGUGUGGAUGCUAUAUAAAGGUGCUUGGUAUGAAGAGAUGAUCAACAACAGGAACAAAUCAGUGGUAAGGAGUAUGAGCUGGAAUGCAGAUGGUCAAAAGAUUUGUAUUGUGUAUGAAGAUGGAGCAGUGAUAGUGGGAUCUGUUGAUGGUAACCGCAUUUGGGGAAAGGAAUUAAAGGGAAAUCAACUUGCUCAUGUAGCUUGGUCCCCUGACAGCAAGAUUCUUUUGUUUGGCAUGGCCAACGGAGAAGUACAAAUCUAUGACAAUCAAGGAAACUUCAUUAUGAAAAUGACAAUUUCUUGUCUGACAAAUACAACUGGGGCUGUGAGUAUAGCAGGAAUCCACUGGUAUGCAGGGACAGGAGGUUACAUUGAGCCUGAGUGUCCCUGCUUGGCGAUCUGUUUUGACAAUGGAAAAUGUCAGAUUAUGCGCUAUGAGAAUGAUGAAAAUCCAGUGUUCAUUGACACUAUGAUGAAUGUGGUCAGUAUCCAGUGGAACCAUUGUGGCAGUGUCCUGGCUGUUGCAGGAUGCCUCAGAACAGCAAAUAUGGAUAAAGAAUUGAAUGUGGUUCAGUUUUAUACACCAUUUGGUGCGCAUCUUCGGACACUGAAGGUCCCUGGGAAACAGAUGACAGGAGUUGCCUGGGAAGGGGGAGGACUGCGUAUUGCCUUGGCUGUGGACUCCUACAUUUAUUUUGCAAACAUACGACCAGAUUAUAAAUGGGGCUAUUGUAGCAGCACAGUAGUGUAUGCCUACACAAAACCAGAAAGGCAAGAGUACUGUGUGGUGUUCUGGGACACAAAAAACAAUGAGAAGUUUGUCAAAUAUGUCAAGAGCCUUAUGUCAAUUACCACAUCUGGAGACUUCUGUAUUCUGGCCAGUAAAACUGAUGACAGCCAACCUCAGGAGGAUGCUGAAGCCGAACCAGGGAAUUAUUCAAGGUUUGUCUUGAUUCUUUACAACUCCAUUGGAACACCAUUAGACUCAAAAUACAUUGACAUAGAUCCACUUUACGUGACAAUGACCAAGACCCAUGUGAUUGCUGCAUCCAAAGAGGCCUUCUACUUGUGGCAGUACAGAGUGGCAAAGAAAUUAACUGCACUGGAAAUCAACCAAGUCACCAGGACAAAGAAGGAGGGGCGCGAGAGAGUUUAUCACAUUGAUAGUAAUCCAUCUACAACUUCUGAUGGUGGUCCAGAUUUUACAAAAGCAUUUUCAUCAACGCAAGAUCCCAUUUGUGCUAUUACAGCCUCAGAUAAGACACUGAUAAUUGGUCGUGAAUCUGGAGUUGUCCACCGAUACAAUCUACCACAAGUUGGUCUAGUGCAGAAAUACACUUUGAAUAACAGAGCUUACUAUCUCUCUAUGAACUGUAAUUCGAGUCGCUUGGCCAUUAUCGACAUCGCUGGUGUGUUGUCUUUACUUGACCUGGAUGCACGAAAUGUGAGGGAGGAUGUGCGUGACUCUGGUGCAGUUGGAGAUCCUUCCAAAUUUGAGCGAAAGGAUGUGUGGGAUAUGAAGUGGGCCAAAGACAACCCUGAUCUUUUCGCCAUGAUGGAGAAGACCAGAAUGUACGUCUUCAGAAAUCUAGAUCCAGAGGAACCUAUCCAAACAUCUGGGUACAUCUGCAACUUUGAGGACCUUGAGAUCAAGUCCGUGCUGCUUGAUGAAAUCAUGAAGGAUCCAGAGAGGCCCAACAAAGAUAACCUGAUUAACUUCGAAAUCAGAUCUUUGAGAGACAGCCGUGCUCUUAUUGAAAAAGUCGGCAUUGAAGAUGCUUCACAAUUUAUUGAGGACAAUCCUCACCCAAGACUUUGGCGUCUACUUGCUGAGGCAGCCCUUCAGAAACUGGAUUUGAAGAUGGCGGAGCAGGCCUUUGUUCGCUGUAAAGACUACCAGGGCAUUGAGUUUGUGAAGCGCCUCAGGAACCUGAAGAGUGAGCCCAUGAAGCAGGCAGAGGUGGCCGCAUACUUCAGCCGCUUUGAGGAGGCUGAGCGCAUGUACCUGGACAUGGACCGCAGGGAUCUGGCCAUCAGUCUCAGGAUCAAACUGGGAGAUUGGUUCAGAGUUCUUCAGCUGCUCAAAAGUGGCUCAGGAGACAGUGAUGAUGCUCUACUGGAACAGGCUUACAAUGCAAUAGGAGACUACUUUGCUGACAGACAAAAAUGGGUGAAUGCAGUCCAGUACUACCUCCAGGGCCGUAACCAGGAGCGGCUGGCAGAGUGCUAUUACAUGCUUGAGGAUUAUGAUGGUCUUGAGCGGCUAAGCAAUCAGCUACCAGAUAACCACAAACUUUUGCCUGACAUUGGGCAGAUGUUUGCUACCGUGGGAAUGUGUGAACAGGCCGUCAAUGCAUAUCUGAAGUGCAACCAGCCCAAAGCUGCUGUGGACACCUGUGUGCAUCUGAACCAGUGGAAUAAGGCGGUGGACCUUGCUCGAAGCCACAACAUGAAAGAAAUCAAAUCUCUUCUUUCCAAAUACACGUCACACCUUCUGGAGAAGAAUAAAACUCUAGAAGCAGUAGAGCUAUAUCGAAAAGCCCACCAUUUUCUUGAAGCGGCAAAGCUCAUGUUUAAAAUUGCAGAUGAGGAGGCCAAGAAAAGGGCUCACCCUUUGAGGGUGAAAAAACUUUAUGUAUUAGCGGCUCGUCUUGUUGAAGAUUACCAUGAACAAGUGAAGACGACACAGCAUGGAAAGGGCAAGAAGUCUGAGGCCACAUUUGCCCUUGCUGGGCUGUUGGAUGAAGAUGCGUCCACUUUGGAUAACCGCAUUGUGGACAAUGCUUGGCGCGGAGCAGAGGCAUACCAUUUUUUCCUGCUUGCACAAAGACAGCUUUAUGAUGGCUACACGGAAAGCGCAAUGCGGACAGCACUGCACCUCCGUGAAUACGAGGACAUCAUCCCCGCUGUAGAGAUCUACUCCCUCCUGGCGAUCUGUGCCUCUGCAAACCGAGCAUUUGGCACCUGCUCCCAGGCCUUCAUCAAACUAGAGUCUUUGGAGAGUCUGAGUGCUGAGCAGAGACAGGCCUAUGAGGACCUGGCUCUGGAGAUCUUCACCAAACAUACCCCCAAAGACAACCGGCCCCUCGACAUGGAGUACAUGGACAACCUUUUAGAGGGAGGUGAGGGCCGGAUACCCACCUGUAUUGUGACAGGUCUCCCCAUCCAGCAUUCUCAGUGGAUGUGCAGUGUUUGUAAACACUCUGCUUUAGACCAAGAGAUAAGUAAAUAUACCUGCUGCCCGCUGUGCCACACCCUAAACACACAGAUUUGAAUUCUAAACACAUUAGUUAUAGCACAACUCAGAUAAUUUAACAAAAAUAAAAAGACCAUUAACUUUUUUUUGUAAACAUAACACUCAUUAACUUAUUAUCAUUAGUUAUUUCUGUGUCUUUAUUUUCUUAACAUGUUUUGUAUUGUUGCUAUAUCAUUGUAUUGUAAUGAAUAAAGAUCUCUUUGUACUCCUCUGAAA